CGCCCAAAGGUUCGACGAUCUGGUGACCUAUGAACACAGGAAGAACUUGUCGAAGAACUUCCGGCACGGCACUCUGCAUAAGCUACAGUCUGGAUAGUCCUAGCAAGGCAUAAUUACUGAGACGUCCCGUGUUCUUAGUCUCUGUAGGUUCCUAGGAGGGUGUGAGCGGAGCGGCCUGGCCGUGCUCCUCGGUAUGCGCGGGCGGCGGAGUUCUCUGUUGGGAUACGACCCACUCGUCCCGCGCCUUCAAGAAACCAAACCCUGGAUGAGCGCAGGGACCCUGGAAAUCUCACGGCUCGGAGAUUGGGGAGGAGCUGCCUGUGUUCCCCGCCCUGGACCCUGUUGAAAAGAGCACCUGCCCCAUUGGUUGAGCAGUUGUGACAUCAUGGAAUGUUCUCAAAGGAUUCUAAAUGGUCAGGGAAAAGGAGUCAGCAACAGAAUCUUGACAAUCCAGGGACCCAUUGCAUGGUCUGGGAGAACCUGUUACUGCAACAUAACGGACAGAGCGGGAAAGAUGGGUGAGAGGUAUCAAGUGGUGAGAUGCAAUGGAAGCUACAUAUGAUGGCAGUGAAGUAACUGUAGUAAUGGAGGAAAUAGAAAGCACAUACACUUAUGCAUCUCCAGUGCCAUCUAAAAAGAAGAAGAAAUAUAGAGGUCCUGGAGAUCAAGGGGAAAAAACGAAAAAGCCCAGAUCUGCAUACCUUCUAUAUUAUUAUGACAUAUACCUGAAAGUUCAACAGGAGCUCCCGCAUCUUCCCCAGUCUGAAAUUAACAAGAAGAUCAGUGAGAGCUGGAAGCUGCUUAGUGUGGCUGAGAAGAGUUAUUAUCUGGAGAAGGCCAAGUUAGAAAAAGAAGGUCUAGACCCGAACUCGAAGUUGUCUUCCCUGACUGCUGUAGUUCCAGACAUUCCAGGUUUCCGUAAAAUCCUCCCUCGUUCAGAUUAUAUAAUUAUUCCCAAAGGCACUCUCCAGGAGGAGAGAAGCAAGCAACACUUGGAACUCUGUGUGACCCAGGGCCAAACAGCAACAGAAGGACUAACAGCCUGUACUAAUGUCACAAAUGUUUCCCACAGUACCGUGCAGAACAUCCUUUCUGUAGAUUCCAGCCACAUUGGCAUUUCUGAGCAGUGCAUUGCCAUUGAAGGGGUUUCAGAAGACCAUGCCUCAUUUGUUCAGUCAGAUACUAUAGAAGAAGUUGUUGCAUCGGAGAUCUUGUCUCAUUAUGUGAGACCUGCUGCACAUAAAGUGGCUGGAGAUGUCCUCUUGGAUGAAGCCUCUUUGGAAGUAAGCGAUGGCUAUCCCUAUCAAGCAGCCAGUGUGGUUAUUGAGGAGACUCUGGUAAACAGCUUGGAUGCCUCCAGUGGGGGCAUUACUGUGGCACAACCACAGGCUUCCAAGGGCCUCUCUGUUGUAACAGUGGUGACUAGACGAGAUCCAGAAGAAAGUAAUUCUUCAACACCUACUGCUCAGUUCAUUAUGCUACCUCUGCCUGCCCAUUCUGUUUUGGAAAAUCCUACAUCAAUCAAACUGACAACUACCUACACUCGCAGAGGGCAUGGGAAUUGUACCAACCCAGGCUGUUCCUUCACUUAUGUGACCAGACACAAGCCACCCAAAUGCCCAAUGUGUGGGAACUUUCUGGGAGGGAAAUGGAUCCCAAAGGAGAAACAGCCCAGAGGCAAAUCUGAGCCAACUUCCAGUAUGCCUAUAAAAACCUUGGGCCCCAAAAGAAGUCAGCAUCCGUUAGCCUUGGGACAGGCAGUGGUUAAUGACAGUGCCUCUAAAUCUGUACUGGAAAGCUCUGAAGCUGUUACCCAACUUCUAAACGCAGCCCCUUGUGGGGAGCAGGUGCAGGAAACUGAAUGGGAAGAAGUGAUAAUCUCGGAGGCUCACAUCAUUGCAAAUAACAUGCAGCCGGAGGAGCAAGGAAAUGCCACUGCAGUUAUUCAACUUCAAGAGGCCAUUGUACAGGCAGAGCCUUCAUUAGGACAUAAGGAGAGGGAGAAUGAGGGCCUGGAGACCCAGCCAUCCGCUGAGAUAGUUACCACUGCCAGCUCCAUUUCAAAUCCAACUUCUGCCGUGAAACAUUCAGCAGGAGGUGAUGCUGUUUGCAUUGUACCCAAAGGGCAGGAGCAGAAGAGCAAAGCAAAACCCAAGCCUUCCUUGCUGGCUGCUGCAAGACCCAUGAGGGCAAUUUUGCCAGCCCCUGUCAGUGUGGCAAGAGAAACCAAUACAGAGCAGCCUUCUUGCAGGCAGUCAUUUACAAACAAUGAAAAAAAUUCCCCUGUGAGAAUCUCAGGACUGAAACCUAGUACUCUGAAGCAGCUAGGUCAGUCUCCCCUGCAAACACCUAGUGUUGAAGAGCACAAGCUCCAUGGCAGCGCCAACAGCUCAGCAUCUCAGGUCAAAGUGGUGGAGGUCAAACCAGAUGUAUUCCCUUCCUAUAAGUACAGCUGCACUGUAACCUUGGACUUGGGAUUGGCAACAUCACGUGGUAGAGGGAAAUGUAAGAAUCCUUCUUGCAGUUAUGUAUACACUAAUCGGCAUAAACCAAGGAUCUGUCCCAGCUGUGGCUACAACCUUACCAAAGACAGAGCUGAGAAAACAGCAAAAUCCCUAGAAGUCACCGCUAGUCCAGCUGAUGUGUUAAACACCAAUGAACCUCUAAUUCAAUCCCAAAAGGAGAUUCAGCGUCAGUCCACUUUGCAGCUUCUGCGCAAAGUAAUACAGAUACCAGAGAAUGAAUCGGAGCUGGCUGAUGUUUUUGCACUCAUUCAUGAACUAAAUAGUUCACGGCUCAUCCUGUCCAACAUGAACGAGGAGACAGUCACCAUUGAGCAGACCUCUUGGUCAAACUAUUAUGAAUUUCCAUCAUCCCAGUGCCUUCUCUGUAGCAGCCCUUUAUUCAAAGGAGAACCAAAUUCUCUUGCAGGUCCUCAAGAGUGCUGGUUGUUGACAGCUACUCAGCUGCAGGUGGUCACUGCUCAACUCAAGGUCUGUGUGAAUGUGCAGUGCUUGGCCCUCCACAGCUUCAAUGAUAUCUACACUGGAUUGUUUAAUGUGGGUAACAAGCUUUUAGUGAGCCUGGACCUUCUGUUCACAAUCAGAAAUCACAUUAAACUUGGAGAAGAUCCUAAAGUGGCAGUCAGCAGCAUCUUGGAAUCGGUCCAAGAGCAGACCGAGAGAAACCUGAACACUGAGGAGCUAACUCAGCUUGAGGAACUGCUGUGUAAUGGCUACUGGGCCUUUGAGUGCCUCACUGUCCGAGACUACAAUGAUAUGAUCUGUGGAGUCUGUGGCAUCGCACCCAAAGUUGAAAUAGCCCAGAGGAAUGUGGAAAAUGUUUUGUUGCUGAAAAAUAUUGAGUUUACCUGGCCAGAAUUCUUGGCAUCUAGUGAGGUAAAUGUGGAAGAUUUCUGGUCCACCAUGGAGACAGAAGUGAUAGAACAGGUGGCAUUCCCCUCCAGCAUCCCUAUCACAAAGUUUGAUGCCUCUAUCAUAGCUCCCUUCUUCCCACCACUGAUGAGGGGCACUGUGGUUGUCAACACAGAGAGAGAGAAGAACCUUGAAGCACAUAUAAUGCCAGGUAAUGCAAGCAUUCUAGUGAGGCUGAUUCAGGAUGAAACCUGUAAAAUGGAGCAGAUUGGCUCAUACAGUGAGGAAGAACUACAGAAUUUCUUGACACAGUGCAGCAUUUCCUGGGAGGCAGGGGAGUCAAAGGAGCAGCUCUGUCUUUCUCUUCUGGCUUUAUAUGAUUUUGUUCAGAAUGGGACACAGAUCAGUCAGCCCCCAGCACACUUUACCGGAGGGAAAAUCUGCAAAGUGUGUCCACACCAGGUCAUAUGUGGCUCGAAGUACAUUGUGAGGGGGGAAAGCCCCCGGGACCAUGUGGACCUCCUAGCCUCCUCACGCCACUGGCCACCAGUCUAUGUGGUAGACUUGGCCACUUCUGUGGCAUUGUGUGCCGAUAUCUGCUAUCCUGACUUGACUGCUCAGAUGUGGGGGAGAAACCAGGGUUGCUUCUCUAACCCCAUGGAACCUUUAAGGUAUGUGUCCUGCCCAGAACUUCUCGACAGACACUACAAUGUGGAUAUGACCACUGCGGAGCAUUCCGUUCAGCAUCCAGUCACCAAAUCAGCAUCUCGCCGAAUAGUUCACACUGGGACAGAGCAGAGCACUCAGGGGGACCCAACAGCUCGGUACCGUUCUCUCUCCCUUUGCCGGGAACUAGAACCCUAUGGUGCUAUUAUUACAGCCAUCAGUGACAGCAAAACCAAUAAUGUCCGUCAGAAACCUAUAACCUUUGACAACGCCACCCAUUAUUAUCUCUACAAUCGCCUGAUGGAUUUCUUCUCCAGCCGCGAGACUGUGAACAGGCAGAUUCAUGAGAUUGUGCAGAGCUGCCAGCCAGGUGAAGUGGUGAUCCGGGAUACUCUGUACCGUCUGGGUGUGGCCCAGAUCAAGACAGAAAUGGAUGAAGAUGAAGAGAUCCAAGGGGAAGAUGGUGUUGAAUAACCUGAUCUGAUGUGGUCAUCUUAGCUAUAGAGAUGAGAGCUAGGCUGCAGAUACUCCAGGCAGCUUAUUACUCACACACGCCCUAGUCCUGAGCACCUUGGAUGCUCGUACUGACCAAAGAGUCAUGUGCUUCCAAUAAAAUCCAUAUUGGAUUUUUGAUCGGCAGAGCAGCUUGCUGUAAAAGGGCAGGUUUCUCUCCCCGGGGGCUACUUUGAUCCCUAUGCCAGCUGGGAUUGUGUGCUGCAAGGGGAGGAUAGAGUCCAGUGGCCUGAAACUUGUUGAAAUGGAUUUGCCGAAGAUCAUCUGACCAGGUUUUUGAAGUGUGUACAUUGCUGGGUGUUGGGAUUGUAAGAAGGAAUAAAAGACUCUCCCAAUAUUAUAUCCUGAAGGGGGUGACCAUAAUAGACCAAUGAGCAUUUGGAGCCCCAGCUGCUACUAAGUUCUGACUUGAACUUUCAGACUGACCUUCAGGCCCCAUCAGUGUUUGAAGAGGUGAGAGCAUAUGUGUUCUUAUAACUCAUUCUGGCUCUACCUGAGGAGCAUCUACAUUUAUUUAGUGGCUGAAAUCCAGAGGGAGCUGAAUUUUCAUGGCUGUGUGCAUUAAGGUAAGGAUUGGUCUGUAGUAGGUUAUAAUUACCCUGGCUAGCAUAGUUAUUACAAAGUUUCUUCAGGGAUUUCUGUGUUUUGGAUGAAGCAUCUGGACAGUUGAUCAGGAGAGGAUUUUCAGGCACUUUACAGCCCAUCCAUGGACUUAAUAGAAGGUUGUCUAUUCCUAUAUCUAGGGACAUUAUAAAGAGUACUUGUGAAUCAGUAGCUGGAUUCAGUGGACAUAGUCCAACAAGAGAUGCUUUUAUGAUUAUUUCCCGAGCUGAUACCUGUUAGGGAAGGUACGUAACACUUGCCUGUUUUGGCUGUUUGCAAACCACUACAUACUCCCCAUUUCCAACUUUUACAAAACUGACUUUGUCCUUGGGAGACCAGCAUUGUUCUUCCUGUGUAAAAUGUUGAACCAUGGCGUGUAAACUCCUUGCGUUAUAUCCACUGAUUCCCGUUUACUCUUGCCCAUCUGGAAAGUGAAAAUGGAUUUCUGCUACAGCUGGACUUAGGGAAGGGUUUCCACUGCGUUUUAUUCAGAUUUAUGGUGUGGUUUUAAAAACUCCCUUCUAUGAAGGAUUAUAGUGUGACUGCUAUUUAAAAAAAAACCCAACCACCAUAUUGAAUUUUUGAGCAAAGGUUAUGAUUUGCUGUUAAGAAUGCUAAUUUAUGAAUAAUACUUUUUCAGUCAUUGAUAAACUUUAAUAAAUUAUCUCU
Molecule: messenger RNA, 5825 nt
Organism: Rhineura floridana
Lineage: Eukaryota; Metazoa; Chordata; Lepidosauria; Squamata; Rhineuridae
Gene: HMGXB3
Product: HMG-box containing 3
Exons: 22
Coding region: 546-4514 (1322 amino acids)
Source: RefSeq, a predicted model, not a curated record